AUGCUGCAAGCAGGAAGGGCCACGGCAGGUUUAAAUGCCCUUGCCACCGGGUCCGUUCCGUUGCCGGCAUACCCAUUCGUCCGGUGUACAUACGACUGCGGAACAAUAGUGCGCUCUCUCGCAGCACACGGUCCACAGUACGCGGUUAUGUGCAGUUUGUGUGCGAAAUCAUCUAGUGUUUGUGUGUAAUAAUUGGCGAUCCGAUACCAUUCACGCCAGGGCUCUUGUUUGCCGGCGUGAACCUUAUGAACCUCUACCCUUCCCCCGUUCCUUUCUACUACGUGCGGCGAAAAACACAAUUGGAGCUGAAAAUUCCAUCCCGUGUGGUGGCAAAAUUAAUUACCCCAACAGUUUGCCUGAGUUGAACGCGAAAGGAGUUGACCGCACGACCGGUUCGUUCCGCUGGCUAGAGUUUCCUCUAGAUUAAUACCCGCGAUCAGUGCAAUGCCGUGAAUGCGUGUAUGCUAUCCGUAGCUUCUGAUAACAACAACAAAUUUAUUGUUUGCGGGCGGAAACUAAACGGGUACUCUAGUUUGGAUUUAUUCGUUAUGCCUAUAACCGACAAACCGCGAUUAAAUCACUCACAAAAUGCCAAAAAAAUCAUACCAGCUACACCCAACCCGUGGGUCGCCGGUGGCCCACCGGGAGGGAAGGACGCCGUCCUGGUGUUCCGCACCUAUGCGCUAUCGCCGGCGGCUUCGGAGAACGGUUCGGACCUUUGCUCCGGCAGCCCAUCAGUGACACCGUCAUCGGAAGCUACGGCAAGCCCCUAUCCAGCCGAUACUGCAGCCAACGCUGGUUCGUCAACAGCAACUCGGCUGGCCGAGUUGAAGUGCGCCCAAAAAGCAUCUUCCACUGCCACCAAUUCUACACUGCCGAAGAAUUUUAACGUUCAGCGCAAAACGCGCGGUACGGCAUCGAGCAGAAGCAGCACAGUCACUACCGAGGACGAAAACGACGACGAUGAGGAAGAGGGCGAAGGUGGCGAGGAGGAUGAAGACGAUGAGGAGGAAGAGCUUGAGCGGGAUGAUCGGGCCGCGGCAAGAGAUGAAGACGGUCCGGACGAUGACGAAACGGGCGAGGGCGAGGGUAACGACGACGAGGAGGAUGGGGAUGAAACGGAUGCCGGUACAACAUCGCAGGAGGAAUCAAGCCCGGUCAAGGGAAAGGCACCAGCCGCCGGUGAUGGUUCCGGACGCACCAAUAAGCCCAAAAAACGUCAGCUCGAAUCGUCGUCCUCGUCCAGCUCGCUUAGCAAUGCGUCCAUGUCCAGCGUGAAGGGUGGCUCGGGAGAUGAAAUCGACACGGAAAUGCCAACUUCGAAAUCGGAACCCGCGCUCGCAAUGGCCGCAAUGGACAAGAAACUAGCCGCGCACCGCAAGCACAAGGAGGAAAACAAGGAAAACCAACAAAGCGCACCAACGAAAACGGAAAUGCCGGCCGCACAGUUAAACAUUUGCUACAAGUUCAUUAACACGGAAACGCGGCUGCUAAGGAAGAUCCUAAAUGCGCACGGUAUGGGCGAGAGUGGUCCGGAGUGUAAUGACUUCAAUCUGCUGUGGACGGGCAUACACCUGAAGCCGGACAUUUUGCGUAAUCUAGCCCCGUAUCAGCGGGUGAAUCAUUUCCCGAGGUCCUACGAGCUGACACGCAAAGAUCGUCUGUACAAAAACAUUGAGCGGAUGCAGCAUCUACGGGGCUACAAGCAUUUCGACAUUGUACCACAAUCAUUCCUACUGCCACAGGAUUACAAGGAACUGAUAGCAGCGCAUAACAAAUGUCGAGGCCCAUGGAUUGUAAAGCCGGUUGCCUCUAGCCGAGGUCGGGGUAUUUUCAUUGUCAAUUCGCCGGAUCAGAUUUCAUCGUUUGAACAGGUCGUGGUGGCCAAGUACAUUUCCGAUCCGCUAUGCAUCGACGGGCAUAAGUGUGACAUUCGCAUAUACGUUGCAGUGACCUCGUUCGAUCCACUCAUCAUCUACAUCUACGAGGAGGGUCUGGUCCGGCUGGCCACCGUCAAGUACGACCGGACGGCGGAAAAUCUCUGGAAUCCCUGCAUGCAUCUGUGCAACUACAGCAUCAACAAGUACCACACCGAUUACAUCCGCUCGAGCAACGCCGGGGAGGAGGAUGUCGGGCACAAGUGGACGCUGAGUGCGCUGUUGAGGCACCUCCGCAGCCAGGGUUGCAACACCGAGCAGUUGAUGCUCGCGAUCGAGGAUUUGAUCAUCAAGGCGAUUUUCUCCUGCACGCAGCCGAUCGUGUCCGCCUGCCGGAUGUUUGUGCCGCACAUUGGCAACUGCUUCGAGCUGUACGGCUUUGAUAUCCUGAUCGACGACAUGCUGAAACCGUGGCUGCUGGAGGUGAACCUCUCGCCGUCACUCGGCUGUGAUACGCCGCUCGACACGAAGGUGAAAGCGUCGAUGCUGACCGAUCUGCUCACGAUGGUGGGCAUACCGGCCAUCAGUCCGCUGCAGAAGGCAUGUUACGAUAGCAAGGGCCAGAAGAUCCGUAACCUAACGACACCGUAUCGGCGCGUCAAUUCGGCUGAUUUUGUGCACACCACCGGGCGGAAGGACGGGCCCGGGACCGGCAGCAAUCAGCAGCAGCACCAAGGGAAGGGAGAUGGGGGUGGUAAGCUGCAGACGACUCUGAGUGCGCUUACGGCGGAGGAGCUGAAGAUUGUUCGCUUUGCCCGGUCGCAGUAUGAACGGCGGGGUGGUUUCGUGCGAAUUUUCCCCACAAGCGACAGCAUGACCCGGUACGGAUCAUUGCUGGACCCAAUCACGGGCAUUCCCACGUCGGCCAUCACGUCGUCCAGCAGUGGCACUUACCUAAUGAUCAUACCGCACAACUACAAUCAGAUGCUUCACUCGCAGCUAUUCCCGGCGGGAAGUGAAACAGAGAACCGGAUCGUGCACCGGAUUCAGAAGUACGAGCGUGCCCUUGAAAGCUCGCUCCCGAUUACGAUCGGUCCGAAGCAUGCGGCACCGAAGUGUGUGGAUGAAGCGAAGCGGCUUCGGCUGCAGGUGCGGAAGUUGAUCGAGAACGGGCACGAGAUGAGCAUUCUGCAGGCCAGGCGUGCGUUUGGCUUUUACCUGGAGUACAUCCUGAAGCGGCUGUCAUCCGAGCCGAAACACAGCCACGAGGAGCUGAUUAUGAAGUUCCUGUAUCGCGUCGGUGCGCACAUGAAGACGCCCUUUUUCUUUCGCAACUUUGGCAAUAAGGCGCUCGGCAAGGAUCGGGGCGCGAUGGUGGCAAAGCAGCUCGGUGACUAUUUGCAUCUGUACAACAAGGAGACGGAAUCGUACGUGGAUGUGUUCGAUAUCGUGGGCAUGUUGCCGAUAAAGCUGUUCGACGAUUUUCUGAUGCAGGCCAGCGAAGCGGAUCUCGAGUCCGUGCUGACGCUUCACACGAAUCUUACGCAACAGAUGCCAUUCCUGUACAGUGGCUGCUCGACCAGUAUUCCACCGGCACCUCCCAUACCGGUUGGGGCGCACGGGUUUCUGAAGGCCCUUCCCAGCAUGGCACCGGGCGGUGCUAACAAGGAGCUGAUACGAUUGGAUCCGUUUUAUCGGCGUGUGGAGAGUAGGCUGCCGCUUGGGGCUCGUGUGAGCGGGCUGUCAGAUGUACGCGGACCGGGUGUAGGCGAAUCGAAAAGCUCUGCCCGGCUAUCUCCCAUGAAAAAGAAACCUCCUAUCGGUAGCAUGGUAAAAUCGUCCCGCGAGCGAGAGCAGCGUUCAAACUGGCUUUACUGAGCUGGCAGGUGUUUGUGGCAGUUUUUUGCUGUAGCAUGUAAGAACAUUAUUUAUUUGUUAUGCGUGAUUUUAAACGGUUUAUUUUAGUGGAUUUGUUCGUGUGUUCGUAUAGGUAGUAUCGUUUCCAAAAUGUUAGUGUUAUAUUUUCUGUUAAAUUAUUUCCUAUGUGUUUCAUUUCGUUUCACUAACAUUUAUGCUUGUGUACAGUAGAAAUAUGUUUAUGUGAUUAGUUUUGUUUUAUGAGCGAAAGCAGGCCUUCUUCACCUCUCACCUGUUGUCCAAAGAAGGGCUAAUAGAAAUGCUGUUAAAAGUGAAUAGGAAUCCAGCUUUUUUUUAAAUUGUUCAUAAUAUACACAAUUGUGACUUAAUCUCAUUUUCCUAGUAGUAAGAGGUAGUAGCGCGAACAAGAAUGCUUUUUGUAAAAAGGAUUAAGCUUACAAUUGAACUCUAUUCGACCGAACGUUGGGUUUUUGUUUUGGUUAAGGUGCUUUUCAACGGAGUUAAGGAAAAUAGGAAUAUUUGCAGACAGACAGGUGUGAAUUUUGCAACCAUGCCGCGCAUCCCAGCCUAACCAAGAUAAGCUGGAAAAGUGUCAGACCCGAAUCGUCUAGUCAUGGAUUCCAAAAAAAACAAACAAACAAACAAACAAACUCGUUCUUAAAAAGCAUACCAACCAAUUUGCCGCUUUGUGAUUGAUGCUAGUGAGAACGUGCGCUAGCGCGAAACUGUGAAACGUUGGCAAAGUUACUAACGAACCCAUAUGCUGAUCCCAAAUAUUGAUAAAAAAAACUGGCUAAGUGAAUGAAUUACAAAUGCAAAACCAUUAGCUUCGAUUGUGAUAUAUAAGAAAUGAUGUACGAUACUCAAAUGCAGCAAAAUUAAAAAAACACUCGCGGUGCUCGAAAGAAUGAGACGAAGGACAGAAAGGGUACCGUUCACAACCCAAUACACGCGGAAACAGACAAACAGAAGAAGGCGUACAUUUAAGCGUAACGAACAUAAUCCGUCAAAAAAAAUAUGAAAUGAAAACAAAGUGCUUUUUCCUCUCCUCACUCGCGUAUCACGAGUUUUAAUGCGUUUUAAGACAAGCUACAUAGAAACAAAUCAAUACAACAGAAAACCCCAAACAAAACAAAUAAAUAAAAACAACUAACUAAUGCAACGAUUGUGAGGCCGUUACAUGUUGAUCUUUUGAAGCGAAAAGACAGCGAAAAAAUACAAUAUUUACUAAAAACGGUAGUUUCGUAUACCUUUUUGGAAGAGGACAAGCAAUUAUGAUAAGGCCGUAUAUUCACCUGAAUUAGAAGCGUUUUCUUUUCUGUUAACUAGACGCUUUUAUGUACAGCUGCAUGCCAUCGCUUAAAAAUAGGUAGAAAUUCACACGCUCUUCUGCGGUGCUUUGCGGCAGAAACUCGUAUGGAAAUUAAGAUUGAUUUCGGUUGUUGCAUCAAAACAGCUAGCUUUGCUUACACACCCCUAACACUAAUUAGUGGAAUGAAAACGAAAUUGCUAUACGAAAUGAAAUUUGGCAGUGUGUUACAAGUUCGUAAAGCAUUCCUUUCAAGGCUUAAUAAGUCCUUUCCUCAGCCUGAAAUAUUCUCACUUUUGAGGCGUACUUCUCAUUGCAAGCGAUUAACAAAAGGUACACACCAAUGUAGAAAACUCCAAAACACGAAAACAGUUAACUGCGCGGUGAACAGAAUUUACAAUCAUAGUAAGAACACAACCAACUAGUAAUAAGUAUUCUCGGCUUAACACGUCAGGGAAGAGAAAAAAAAAACAGGACAAGCAUGCACAAAACCAUUGUUGCUUUGAGGGUAACUUUUUAACAGUAAAUUAUAGCACAAACAGCAGAUGGCUAGUCCCGAAUGGUGCAGUAGCCAAGGAGUAAAGAGAUAGUAACUAAAGCACAAAUGAAUUACCCCGUGUAGGAACCAGAAAUCACGAUGCGAUACCAAGGUAUACCGGGCACAUUGUAUAGCCUGUUGCUCUCGGUGAUGUGCUACCGCUGUAAGAUAACACGAAUUUUUAAGAUGAUUCGAUUUUGUGUUAUGAGAUUAGUUUACGCACCGCCAAGUUAAUGCAACCACAGCGACAGUUUAGUGAAGUUCACACGAUACGUACAAGGUGUGGUUGCAAACAAAACGAACCGCAGUCUCUCGAGCAAGCAAAGAGAGGAUGUUAAUGAGCGUAAAGCUUUUUGCCUAACGAAAUAAAAAUUCAAGAAUUUUUUGAUUUCAUCAACAGCAUACUAACUAACGUUUGAUCUUUGGUGAAGUGGUGAAGGAAAUGCUACCAAAAGAUAUGAAAAAAAUACCUUGCAAUAUCUUCGCGUUAUUUCAAUUCCUAUGAAUGAUCCAGUAACUUCGCUGUAGGGUGUUUGCACAGGACAUCCCUUCAAGACAUUUGCAAAAGAGACUACGAAAUAAAU
Molecule: messenger RNA, 6186 nt
Organism: Anopheles moucheti
Lineage: Eukaryota; Metazoa; Arthropoda; Insecta; Diptera; Culicidae
Gene: TTLL5
Product: tubulin polyglutamylase TTLL5
Exons: 7
Coding region: 462-3755 (1097 amino acids)
Biological process (GO): protein polyglutamylation; microtubule cytoskeleton organization
Cellular component (GO): cilium
Molecular function (GO): tubulin-glutamic acid ligase activity; tubulin binding
Source: RefSeq, a predicted model, not a curated record